This is a messenger RNA of Chiloscyllium plagiosum (whitespotted bambooshark), 1381 nucleotides long. The record is from RefSeq and is a predicted model, not a curated record. Lineage: Eukaryota; Metazoa; Chordata; Chondrichthyes; Orectolobiformes; Hemiscylliidae.
UGGGUUGGAGGUGGUGCCUGCCGCGGCGGUGACACAAUCAGCGAAAGCGUUGGGGUUCGGCGUGCGGGUGGGCAUGCGCAGUAAUGGAGGUGGUGGUUUGAGAAGAAUGAAUGCAGGCAAUGAGGAGCUCCUGGGUGUUUACUAUCAGCCAGACAGUGUAUUCCUGGAAAGUGGAUAUUCUGCCUCAAACAGCUUGUAUCCUGGUCAGGAAGAUAAUGACACCACUUCGGAAAAGGUUCUGGAGGAGUGGACACUUCCUACAGCCCCUGUGAGUGGCUCAGUGGAGGGUCUGAACGAGAGUGAAUCCGAAGAAGUGUUCCAGACAAUGAUUAAUCCCAAUGAGGUUCUGAGCAGCUCAAUGAACACCCUCGAAGCAGCUUCAGAGACUGACAGUGGAAUUUCAGAUGACCACCGUCCAGAGACACCUCAGCCAAGUGAGCAGGGACCUGACACUGGGACAGGGCAAAGCAUGCUCUACCAGCUUGUAUAUGGAGUCAGCAACAUCAAAACCCAGGGAGCAGCCAGCCACGGUGACCUGGUCUCCAUUGAGCUCGGGGGAUGGAAUACAGCAAUGCUGCUCCCAGAGGCCUGUAUUGUGGACAGUGCGACUGAUCUGACAGGCUGUGUGAAAAGACCACUCAGUGUGACAGACAGUGACAAUGAAACUGCUGACUGCCUCAUGCCUUACCCUGAUCUGAUACUGACCGAGGAGGAGAAGCGACUGCUCACUCAGGAGGGUAUCGUGCUGCCCAGUAACCUACCCCUGACCAAGGUAAGCUGCCAUUUCUUUCUGAAAUCCACAGGCAGCAUCAGGGCUGGCAGGAACUGGGUAACACCAGCUUUAAAUAUUCGAGAGUGAGGGGGGAGCAGAAAGAGGUGACAGUGGUUGGGGAGUCCAAGGAGGAAAUGCCAGGUAGCUGAGGGCUGCUCGCUAACGGUGAAGCGAUGUUGGAGGUAUGCUGAGAAAGGAUGUGGGAUAACCAGAGUGGGCGCAGGAGGACCGGGAGAGAGCAGUUUGUAUAAGGUCCCAAUGUCCACUUUAAGAAGGAUGUGCUGAACAAUACAAACAGACACCGUCGGUGCCCAAGGAGGCUGUUCAGCCCGUCUGUAACAGGGCUGAUUGGUUUGUGUUCGGAAUUCCAUAUUCCCACCAACUCGUGAAGAAACCCUCAGUCCCACCUGCCAAAUCUCGGAAAUGUCCAGUGACCCCGGCGAACAAGAACAGUUACCGGAUUGAGGGAUUUCAAGCCAGUAUCGGGAUGGGAGAAGCUGGGAGUGUUCUCCUUGGAGUGCUCAGAGUGAGAGGUGAUUGUGACCGAGGUGCUGACAUUCGCGAGAGGUUCAGACAGAAUCACAAGGGAGGCAGUCUGCCCACUGGGGG